This is a messenger RNA of Branchiostoma floridae (Florida lancelet), 1042 nucleotides long. RefSeq names its product lysosomal thioesterase PPT2-A-like. Gene Ontology annotation, molecular function: palmitoyl hydrolase activity; thiolester hydrolase activity. The record is from RefSeq and is a predicted model, not a curated record. Bases 29 to 925 code for a protein of 298 amino acids. Lineage: Eukaryota; Metazoa; Chordata; Leptocardii; Amphioxiformes; Branchiostomatidae. Gene Ontology annotation, cellular component: lysosome. The transcript has 8 exons.
UUUCGGUCACGAUAGGUCAACAACAAACAUGGCGGCGGGGUGCGUAAAAGUUUUCCCCAAAUUCGUCCUUUCGUCGUUCCUGGUGCUUCUCUCCGCGUUACUGGUCCAAAUCAGGGCCUACAAGCCCAUAAUCAUCAUACACGGCAUAUUCGAUCACGCCAGUACCUUUGACAACUUCAGCGUCGCGAUCAAAAAGGCCCACCCUGGCACCAAUGUGACCAUCAUCGAUGAGUACACAGAACUGUUCAGCCUCUAUCCCAUGUGGGAGCAGGUCAGGGGGUUUCAGAAGACCAUGGCUCCCAUCAUGCAACAGGCCAAGGAUGGGGUGCACAUUAUCUGCUAUUCUCAGGGUGGCCUUAUAUGUCGAGGUGUUCUAGAGUCGAUGGACGACCACAACGUGGACACCUUUAUUUCACUGUCUUCUCCACUCAUGGGGCAAUAUGGAGACACAGAGUACCUGAAGUAUGUGUUUCCCCACUAUCUGAAGGAGAACCUGUAUAAAGUAGCCUAUACUUCCUAUGGACAGGACAUCUCCAUCAGUAACUACUGGAACGACCCCCACCACCAGGACCUCUACAAGGAGAACAGUGUUUUCCUCGCUGUUUUAAACAACCAGACGGCCAAAAAUGACAAAAGUAAAGAAUACAAGAAUAACUUCCUCAAGCUGAAGAAACUGGUGCUGAUUGGAGGGCCAGAUGAUGGUGUCAUUACCCCCUGGCAGUCCAGCCACUUUGGUUUCUAUGAUGACAAUGAGACAGUGGUGGAGAUGAAAGAACAGGAGGUGUACCAGAGGGACUACUUUGGGCUGAAGACCAUGGAUGCGAGGGGAGAUGUCACGACGUACGAGAUCCCUGGGGUUCAACAUCUCAAUUGGCACAAAAAUCUCACAGUUUUCAACGACUACAUCGAAAAGUGGCUUACUUGAUCUUCCAAAAGAUCAUCUUUUAAAACAAGGCACCUUUUACAUGACAUAGUGCCUUUUUUUAUAUGGCAAGACGUAACACACCUUGUAAAAGUAAUCUCUGCAAAUUGUCAAAAUCUA